CAACAUUUGAAACAUUUGAAUGCAUAUGUAACCAUGUCACACUCCCACACCGCCACUAUCGAGCUCAACUCCUUGGAAAACAACGACACCAACCUAACUAAUGAUGCCAAUGAUGCUAAUCCACCCCCUCCGCCCGGCUCAUGGGGAGUCCUGCAAACCGCACUUCUCACCAGCUCUCUGACCACCGGCUCCCCCAGCACCCUCUCCUUCGUCGGCUCGCUCAGUCUUGCCCUCUGUGUCGCCAUGAUGCUACCCAGCGUGCGCCUCUCCCACCUCCUCGGCGCCCGCUACAGCAUGCUCCUCGGCGUGCUCCUCAUGAGUCUAGGUAGUCUUUGCAGCAGCUUCACCACUACUACAAUCCCCGGCCUCUUCGGCACUGCCGGCGUCUCAUUCGGCCUCGGCUCCGCCAUCGCCUUCACCCUCUGCAACACCCUGCCCGUGCAAUACUUCCACUCGAAACUCGGCACCGCGAAUGGGCUCAUAAAACUCGGCGGCGGGAUUGGGUCGACCACGCUCGUUCUGGUCUUACAAUACGCCAUCGACCAUGUCGGCGUGGCAUGGACAUUCCGCAUCUUCGGCCUUAUUUCCCUGGCCAGUGGCAUCCCAGCUGCCCUGCUCGUUAAGGAACACUCCCCUUCCUCCUCCCCCUCUACCAUUCUUGACUUCUCCCUCUUCAAAUCCCUGCCGUUCACCAUGCUCUUCAUCGCGGGCAGCAUCGGGACCUUCACGCUCUUCGUGCCGCCGUUCUUCCUGCCCCUUUUCGCGCAGUCCAUCGGGCUCUCGGCCUCAGUCGGCGCCGCGAUCGUGGCUGGGUUCAAUGGCUGCACGGCGCUGGGGCGAUUCAGCGCAGGGUUUGCGUGUGACCGGUUCGGAGCGCUGAACACGCUUCUGCUGACGAUGGCGGUGAAUGCAGGGAGUAUGCUGGCCAUCUGGCCGGUUUCGAGCAGGUUGGCACCAUUGGUUGUCUUCGCGGCACUGAAUGGAAUCGCGAAUGGCGCGUUUUUUGUUGCGAUGCCUACGGCUGUGGGAUAUACAUAUCCCAGUAAGGCCGCGGUGGCUAUGGCUAUGUCAAUUUCGGGCUGGACCGGCGGCUACUUAAUGGGCACACCGAUUGCUGGGAAAUUGAUUGCAGGUGAUGGGAAGGGCGGUGUUGCACCGUAUCGUGCGGCGAUUUUUAUUUCUGGUGGGCUGGCAACAGUAGCAGCUAUUUUUGUGGUAUUGGCUAGAGUUAGUGUAGAUGGGAGGCUGAGAAGGACAGUAUAAUUACACCAUAGUGGGCUACCUGUACCAGAAAGGUUGGUAGUGUAUAUAAAACCAGUUGAAAUGUAUAUAUACAGUAGGAUGACAAAAGUUUGAAUAUAG
Messenger RNA from Talaromyces proteolyticus, 1362 nucleotides. RefSeq names its product major facilitator superfamily domain-containing protein. Gene Ontology annotation, molecular function: transmembrane transporter activity. The coding region runs from base 34 to 1263 and encodes 409 amino acids. NCBI's taxonomy places the organism in Eukaryota, Fungi, Ascomycota, Eurotiomycetes, Eurotiales, Trichocomaceae. The transcript has 2 exons. Gene Ontology annotation, biological process: transmembrane transport. The record is from RefSeq and is a predicted model, not a curated record. Gene Ontology annotation, cellular component: fungal-type vacuole membrane.